Procambarus clarkii (red swamp crayfish) is the source of this 9293-nucleotide messenger RNA. NCBI's taxonomy places the organism in Eukaryota, Metazoa, Arthropoda, Malacostraca, Decapoda, Cambaridae. The record is from RefSeq and is a predicted model, not a curated record.
UGGGCAAGGGAGGGAAGGAAGGGAGAGGGAGGGAGAAGGUGAUGGGGAGAGUGGAGAGAGCGAGAGUAACCACAGCAAGGGAAGCACCACCAUGGUCACCAGACGAGCAUCCUCUGCGGACGCGGCCCUUACAACCCAAACCUUCUCUCACCAUAAAGGAAAUACUAAUAAAAAAUAUACACAGACUGCUGACGCAAGUCAGCGGUUCGAGAGCCUCAAAAAGGUUGACAAAAUAAGCAGUAUACCUUCCACCAAAGAAAAAGGCAGAAGAGAAAAGGCAAAUAAGGUUAAGGAAAAGCCAAAAGAGAAGCCUCGAUCUAAUAGUCUACAAAAAGAGCACAAAGCACACGAGCACAAAAGCCAUAAUCCCUCCAACUCGCCCGUCCGAGGACCUUCAGAUAAAAGCCACACAGAAAACGACACGACGGAGCCAGAGACUCCGAGCAACGACGAUAAAGACAGCAGCACCACACCCCCACCAAUACGCCCACAACAUAAAAAACUAUCAAAAGACGGAGAAAAAGAUUCAAGUACUUCCUCAGCGCUUCCAGCCUCUUCCGAACCUUUAGCAUUAACGAGAAUAAGUAAUCUUAAGGAUAUUAAGCCUGCAAAGGAAACAGAGAAAGAUCAGAAGGAGCUUCCAGACGCAACUCAGUACCCUCGGGAUGCCAUUCUCUCCAGAUGGAUCGAGUGUCGUACUGGGAAACUCGGCAGUAAUUUACAGUCACCUUCCACAGGCCAGUCACGGCCACUCAUGACGCACAAGUUGAAGCCUUCGCCAUUCCAAAAUCUCAUGGCGGCACAACAGCUCCUCAAAAACCAGAAAGACUCGGAGCGAGCCGACAAAAUACAGACUGAAACUUCCAGCGACUCCAGUGAUUCCUCGGGUGCUGACCCAGCGGUCAACAAGAGCAAUAGUGAGAGCGAGAGUAGUCGCUUGGCCGCCGCCAACGGUGGUGACGACGGCCCACAAGACCUCUCGAAGCCUCGAAGCCGACCCAGCAGUCAGACAAGCGACGACGGCUCUGACAUUUCCGACGACGCCAACAAAACCGUUGGUUCUAAUGACUGUUUUGCAGACGACGACGAUGAUGAUGACGACACCAGUAACGAAAUGCGUAUUGUUGAGGAUGAAAGUGAAUUGCGUGAACUUGACCUAUCAAUACCUGGGAAACAUAAACCCGAGGCUGUCGAUAACGUAAGUGAACACAACCAGAAGAAUGAAAUUAAGAAUCUCGAUUUUUCUGUCUUUAAGUCGCAUAAGACUAAGGAUACCAAAAGUUCAAAAGCUUCAUCAAGUUUAGAUGACCAGAAUGCCGCUGCUUGUCUCCUCCAGCUCAAGUCUUCCUCUACUCCCCAGUCUCCAUAUGUUGUUAAAAUCCUCUCGCCCGAACCCGCCCACCAAUCCAGCUCCUCCUCGCUUCCCGGCCAGCCAAUAAGAGCGCCAUUCGCAACUAGAGCUCCACCCCUGGAGGCUGUUCAACCUAUCAUACCGUCGCUUGGCUUGGGUGAGAGUCGGUUGGUCACUUUUAGUCCAAGGGGCGUGGUCGAUGGGCGUGGUAUGAGGCCCGUAGUACCCCCGGGUCCCGAACAGGAGAGCAGCAAGUGCCCCACGCCGGGAUGUAACGGGUCGGGGCACGCCACCGGGCUCUACUCCCACCACCGCUCCCUCUCCGGCUGCCCCAGGAAGGACAAGGUCACCCCGGAGAUUCUCGCCGCCCACGAGACCAUCGUCAAGUGCCCGACGCCCGGCUGCUCGGGGCGAGGCCACGUCAACCAGUCGAGGCACUGCCACCGGUCCCUCUCCGGCUGCCCCGUCGCCGCCGCCUCCAAACAGGCCGCCAGACACGCCCGCCAACGCAUGGCCCUUCUGCAGCAGCCACACAUCCCACUACAGCAGACAGCCCCGACGUCAGACCGCCUGCUGAGACCCGUGUGCUUGGUGAAGCAGCUGGACUUCUCGCAGCCGUCGCUGCCUCUUCUCCCGGGUGCCGGCGCUCCUGCCACUUCCACAGCCUCAGCCACUAAUAUCUCUCCGGCCUUCCCAGGCACCUCAGCGGAUGAGCUAACUAACCAGCAUUUAAGUGCUGAACUUUCCCCCAAACCCCUGUCCCUUGUAGCCUCUACAUCUGCGUCCACCGCGUCCGACUCCGCGUCACCGCUUGUGCUAGCAAAGACAGAAACUUGCGUAACGUCUUCCACGUCAUCCAAACCAUCAACGACAAAUUUUUCCAGCGCGCCCUCCCCACAGGGGUUUGCCUCCCUGUGCUCCCCAGCACCAGACGAAGACGCAGGCUCUUCUGCUGCCUCGCCCCCUCCAUCAGCUGUAAGUCCCUCCUCCAUUCUUAAAACUGCCGGGAUUUGUUCGACCAGUUUCGCGGGAACUUCUUCCGCCACUUCGAGCACAAGUGUUGAGGCGCGGUCUUGUGAUCGCGACCCCUUGAUGGAGACGUCAACGGUGCCGCCCCCAGCAGCCCGCGACCCUCCCGGUCUCCGCCCCCAGGAUCCUCCCAAGACCUGUAUGGAGGAGGUGGCAGGGGGAGGCAGGCUUGCCCUCACCCCCACCAACAAUAACAACACCACCACGACCAAUAAUAACAAUAACAACAGUAACAGUAGCAACCAUAGUGGUAGCAUCACCACAACCACAACAAGCUCCAGUAACAGCAAUAGUAACAACAACAGCAGCAGAUCUCUCAGCCACAGCCCUCACAAAGGUCUCACGUCACUAGACUCGUCUGUCAAGGCAACAGAGAACACAGGGUUGGGCUGUUUCGGCUACAAAGGCGAAGACGAGGCGGGAUUAAUCCGGCCGGCAGCCAUCACGGAGGUACGGGCAAGUGAUGCGCGGUUUGACCUCCCACACUCCUACACCACGCUCGACCUAGACCGCCAGGCCACCAUCCCUGUGUCACAGCCACACAUGCCGCCCACGCCAACAACGUUCGACACAACCGUCGCUGGCGGUGGAUCCUUACAAGGGGGAUCCAUCACCCCAAUGACCCCGGCUCCGGGUUCCCUCGUGGGCGGUAAUGGUCCUCUUCUUCCACAUGGCCCUUUCGACGCCCUGAAGCCGCCCGUGUCCUCGGAGUAUCCCAUCACAACCACCCACAACAGUUUCUUCAUGAACAAGGCGUGUGGAGCAGAAGUAAAACUGAACGACACAACGCCCUGUUCGGUGGCCUGCAUGCCGCCAGUCCCACCCAACUCAAUGUACCAAAGCCCCGGAUAUCGCUACGACAGCUCGGCAAUUAAUCUGAGCGUCAAGACCUCGGCUCUCGGACCUAACCCCAUGUCCCCAGCCAAUGUUAUGGACCUUUCGGGUCCCAUGGGUACCGGAGGUCCCAUGGUAACGUCACCACACUACCCAGGGCCAGGCGUGUCCCCUUGUUACAGCGGACCCCAACUGGUGUCUCCCGGCAGCUCUCAUGACUCGCAACACACCAACCAGACCCUCGACCUCUCCCUCGCACGACCUCCGGGCUCGCUCAGGUCGUUCCUCCCCAGUGGGCCGACCAGCCCAGAAUACAGCCCUCCCUCGCGCCUCGGGUCAGGGUACCCAGGGGGCGGCGCGCCCUUCCAACAGCCACCAGGGAUAGAUGAGCAGACGGAGCCCGUGGACUUCUCCUCGCCUGCCGAACCUGUCAAUUUCAGCCUGGCGCGGCCCCUCGAGUACGGCGUCACCCCCGACUACUCCCGCGCCCCCACCGCCCCCGCCUGCCCGCCCCACGACAACUCCUACGCCACCACCCCCGACAGAACCCACGACUUUAGGAAUAUGAACGGCUACAACACCAUGACCACACGACCCUACGACGUGACUAGCGCCUACAACGCGGGCUACAUGGGCUACCAAGGCUACCAGGGCGGCUACAUGGGCGCCGGCAGCUACGGGGCUACGAUGGCCGGAGACUACAUGACCACCAGCGCCUGCACCACGCCCUACCAGCUCUCCCCCUCGCGGUCACAGCCCCCGCCCACGCCCAUGCCUGAUAGCGUGCGCCCCUACUCUAGGAGUGCUGGCAGCCGUCGGGACGGCAAGGAGCUCAUACAGUGUCCGACGCCAGGCUGCGACGGCAUGGGUCACGUCACCGGCAACUACGCCACCCACCGCAGUCUUGGUCAAAAAAAUCUUCACCUGGCCAAGUCUAUCCUCGCCCCACCAUCCAGCCUGUCCGGAUGUCCCCGCGCGGAUCGCUCGAGUAUCCAGCACCAGACCCAAGAGUUGAAGUGCCCCACGCCUGGGUGUGAUGGGUCGGGGCAUGUGACCGGCAACUACUCCUCCCACCGCUCACUCUCCGGCUGCCCCAGAGCCAACAAGCCCAAGCACAAACCCAAAGACACUCAAGACUCUGAGCCUCUCCGCUGUCCAGUCCCUGGAUGUGAUGGGUCGGGGCACUCCACGGGCAAGUUUCUCAGUCACAGGAGUGCCUCGGGCUGUCCCAUCGCCAACCGCAACAAGAUGCGCUCCCUCGAGGGGGGCGGGGGGGCAGGGCUGGGCAUGGGCAUGGGCGUCUCCACUGGGUUAGCUGCCAUGGGUGAACCGCGACCUCCACUCCUGGCGGCGUCUUACUCCACGGGCGGCCCCACAGGCCCUCCCGCGGCCGCCCACAGCCUCUUGGCCCGCCCACUCCUCCACCCACUGCAGCCCCCACCAGCCAAGAAGCUCAGGAUGGAUGACACGUCUAUGGUCUUCAAGACAGACGGCGAGGAACACACUGGCUUGGUAUCGGAGAUCUCGGAGUUGCAGAAAGAGAACGCUUCCAUGGAGGUCCACGUGACCAAAUUACGCCAUGACGUAUCCUCUAUGGAGGCUGUGCUCAAGGUCGAGCAGAAGGAGGCGGCUGGUGCUGGUGAGAGGGGGGCGCAGUUGACCGAGUACUACGAGUCGUUGCGGAACAAUGUUAUGUCGCUCCUGGAACACGUUAAGCUUCCCGGGGGCGGCCCCACUCCCACCAACGACCGAAUCGACAACUUCGACUCCUAUCUCUCCAAGAUUCACUCGCUCUGCACCGAUAACUACUGCGAGGACACCCGGCCACUCUACGACAGUGUGCGCUCAGCUCUCCAUGAUUUCACAGUGCCCCCGACGCCCAUCUGACAUGACUAGGGAUACGCCGGGGCGGGAACGGCGCCCUCUAUGGCCGCCGCUAGUGUCCCGCCCACCCAUUCCUAUUUCCCAACCUCCUUUACAACGCCCUUCUUCGGUGUGCCGCCAGUGAGCACGAGUGUGGCCAACAGUGCGGCCAUGGCUAACACCAUGAACAGCAACAUGAACAACAGCAACGUUGUAGCCUUCACCAGCCCGGGCAGCACCGGCCACAACACCAGCGGCGGACACAUGGGUGGCAGCAGGUGACUGGAGUAGUGAUCUUCCCCGCCCUCAUGGUGCUUCACUGCAACGUGGCGUCCUAUCACCCUCACACUGUUACCUGCAAUGCCAAAGACCAGUCCCCGCAUCCUGAACUCUCAUAUAAAGGUGUUGAAGGGCGUAUUUCCCACGUGAUGGUGUAUUAUGCUGGGCUGAGGCUAACAUGCCCUAGUGUUAGGGCGAGGGUGUGACCUUAAGCCCGGCCCUCGUGGUCCAACUUGCUGAUGGCGUGGGUUAUUGUGACACUUAGCCUUGCUUUCAUGGUCCCACCUUCUGAGGACCUGGGUGAGUGUGACCUCAACGAGUCCGGUCCACACCCUCUUGAGGGCCUGCAUGAGUGUGACCUCAGCAAGCCCGGCCCCAAAAGGUCCCACCCUCUGAGGGGCCUGGAUGAAUGUGACCUCAACAAGCCCGGCCCUCCCCAAGGUCCCACCCUCUGAGGGCCUGGAUGAAUGUGACCUCAACCAGCCCGGCCCCCCAAGGCCCACCCUCUGCUCACUCUGUGUUGACACUCCCACCACGAGCUUUAACGUCUGCGAUGUUAAUGUAAAUAAUCUAAGACUUUUCUGUAAAAAUCAUGUUUCCAAUAGGUCAAGUCGUUUGUUGGUGUAUUUGAAAAACUGUCUAGACAAUUAGCUUGCUUCACAUCGUCGAAAAUCUAGUAGUGUGUGUGUAUUCAGGAAGUCGACUUUCCAGCAAGCUACGUGUCUACCCGCGCCAAGCCAGUGUGAUGACGUAUAUCUUAGAAUAGGGAGCUUUGAUAAUGUUCCUUUGCAUAAACUUUUCAUUUUCUUCAAAAGCGUGAAAAGUGAAGUUUACCUAGGUUACCUUUGACGAACACUGCAAGCUAACCCAUGCUUUGCCUGUCCAGGGGUUGUGGGUUAACCUGGCACGCGGUCCGCCUGGCAUAUCUCCACGAUUGAAGGGUUCAAAGUGAUCGGCAUGUUUUAGUGUUGCUUUUUGCUUCACUAGUCAUAUGGAAAUAUUUUGGACGUAAAAAAAAUAGUUGUGUUACCGUUUUAUCUAUAUUUAAACUAUAACUACCUAGGUUUAUACAUUGCGUAUUAAGCGUUUACUCAGACUAACAAAAUCGUCUUCUUGUUGGUGUGUUGACUCAUAUUACUACUAAACAAUCACAGGUUUAUUUGCCAAUCACAGGUCUGUGUCGUCAUGCCUUAUGUGAAAUUCAGCAAAACAUUUAGAAACAUGAUCCUAAUAAUGUUCUUCAUCACUAAGCGAUCUGUAUGUUUUCUGAUAACACAAGCAUAGAUAAUUUGGCCUCCUUGUAUACAUACAUAUAUAAAUAUAUAUAUUCAUUGUUGUUGGACAAUCAAAAAUACCCCAACAGGUAUCCAGCCUCCUCGUGAAUCUUCUGUAAGUUUGGUUGUUGUGAUGAAGUGUCAAAUUAUCAGCUGCACAAAUCUUGACUUCCGAACUUUGUGAGUGUUUUACAGGAAGUGCAUCAGUCCCUUCACAGCAGCGUGUCUACCCCCCUUACUGCAGGUGAAACAAUGCAGUAUAACACUUGUGUUUCCACAUGCAGGAGUGUUACAUAUGAUCUUAUGCUCUCUAAUGUUACAUUUGUUUAUUGGUCAGAUUCAUUUUGGUUUAUGGUUCUACUCGAGUGCCCAUUACUCAGCAAUGAUUGUAGUCGGUUGUCGCUCUUAAUGAUAAGUAACAUUGUUCGUAACAACUUUGGCAGUGUAAAAGUCGAGUUUUCCUUUACUCCCACGUCACAACUACUGUGCUAUGUAUUUGUGGCCACACUCGUCUUGCUGGUCACUGGUCCUCCCGGUAUCAUUUGACAGCUGUAAUCCAAUAGAAAAUGUAUCCACCAGAAGCUGCAAUAUCUUUAGUUUCCUCCUUUGUUAGUACUUACAGUUUCUAAUACAUCUUAGAUUAUCUCAGUUUCAGGUUGUUUGCAACAACUGAAUCAUUUAUGUAAGCCAGUUACUUGAUAGUUUUUGAAAUUGUUUUAAAUUAAUAUUAUUUCACUCAUCAAGCUACCCCCAAAUUUAGCAGUAUUAUCUGCCGUUACAUCAGCCUCUGAUGGAUUCAAGGUAUUAAUUUAUUCAGGUGGUGAGAGCCAGUCGUGAUUUUAUAUCUGCUCCCCUUACACUUUUCUUAAUAAAAUGGUGUGUAAAACUCUGAACCUUAUUUUAAAGUUAAUGAAGGUAAUUGGGUGCCAUUACUGUUCAGUGAAGUUAUACAGCAUUUUGCCUAAUAAUGUUCAAAUCAAGCACAAGAUGUGAGGUACAUUUAUUAAAAUAGUUUGAAAAUGUUUAUCACCGCCAGUAUGCAUGAGGAACGAGUAGUAAUUCUAAACUUUCUUUUUAAUUCACAUGUGAUGUUACUUUGUUUUGGGAUGUAUAGUUGUAUGUGAGCGGUUGUUGAAUGCCUGCAUUGAAGCAACUGGAUUUAACUCCAUCGCUCCUUUUCAGCUUAAUAACUGCUGAAACGUAUGCACUUCAGCCAGCAGCCUACAUGAAACAGUUGAUAAGGGACAAUGGAGUUGCUUCCACAGAUGGUAAACUUAUAUCUGAGCCAACACAUACGUUACAGGGAACCUUUACCCUUCUGUUGGACAACUUGUUGGAUUGGUUUGCUGCAAUAAUAGAUGCCAGGUGGUGACAAGUAUGUUAUAGCACAUGCUCAUUAGUUUAUUCAAUCGAUUUAUAUGUAUCCAGUGUGUGAGAUUGUAAGAUGUAACACGGUAGAAGAGAUGAAAAAAUCUUCUUGGACAGUGUGUGUGUAAUCUUAAUAUGAAAAAAAAAGAUGUACCAGUUAUGUAGGGACAAUAAUUGUAAAGCAGGAGAGUUCUCCUUGUCCCGUGUGAUAGAGAAUUAGUAGGACCCCGGUGUUGUACAUAUGACCUACCUCCCUCCCUACAGCAACUCUUCCUUGCUAUGCCUCCUGAUCUUUCACUCCCCUAGUCCCUCCAUUUACCUUCUAUUUACAGUGAGUGAGGGUGUAAAAUUAUCCCUAUAGAUAGAUUUUAUCCAUUGGAUAUAAUAAACCAUCAGAUGGCAUUAGUGUGGUAUUGUUUAACAGAGCAGUGUAGAAACUAUGGCUUCAGUGUGGAACUACACGAGAUUCAAAUAAUUUAUUAUAAUGAGGGACCAUGAACAAAGGUCUUAGAUGAUGAAUAACUAUUCUAUGAGUAACAAUUCACUAGAUACCUGCAUCUUGAAUGGCAGUCAUGCAGCUCAACAUGGAAAUGUUCCAGUGUGCAGACGGCCUGAGUACAGUGUGGGCAGCACAUGCCAACAACAGCGGCUGAAUCUACAGAAUGACUGUGUCGAGUUGUGUAUUUUUGUAGGUGGCCAUGGAAUGACCAGAUUUUAUAAUAAGUGUUGUGUCAAUCCAUAUUGCUGUGGUUGGACACUGUACGGUCAAGCUUUCUAUCGGUGAAUAUUCUGGUUUUCACUUACUAGAUGUGAUAUACACUUGGAGAUUUCUAGAAGUCUAAAAAUACUCACGCUGCACAAAAAGUACCAAUUUCAUUUUGAAGGGUCAAUAUGUGAUAUACAAGAAUUCUUGUUGGUGUAUUAUAAACUGUUAUCAAACAUUUAUCCAGUGUUAAAGUAUGAGAAAUCUUCAAGGAUUCACAGAAGUUUUGCAUGGCAAUGGCUUUAUAUAAAUCCCUAUAGUUCUGAAAGUAGUGUCCGACAGACUGUUUUUACAACUAAUGUAUAAAUUAUGUCCCCCUGUGUUUUAGAGGAUAUCAAACACUUGUGUUCAUUGUUUGUGUUUAACUCUUCUCACCAUUGCCAGCAGUCGACACUCAGUCGGUGGACAGAGCCGAGUUCUCUUGCGGCUCCUGUUUUGACUCGGGGCCCACACAGUCAGCUCUGCACCCUUGGGCCAUAUUUUUUGUAUAAAUGUACCUUAUCACUGAAUGUAUUAAACUGUCAUUUUGAAA